AUGACUAUCACUAAGGUCUACAUAGUGUAUUACUCCUUGCAUGGACAUGUGGAGAUCAUGGCAAGAGAGAUACAGAGAGGCGCUAAUUCUGUUUCAGGUGUAGAAGCUAAACUUUGGAAGGUUGCCGAGACACUGCCUGAGCAAGUUUUAGAGAAGAUGAAGGCUCCUGAAAAACCUGAUGAUGUGCCUGAGAUAAGGCCUGAGCAGUUAGUGGAGGCUGAUGGCUUUAUCUUUGGUUUUCCAUCUCGUUUUGGGGUAAUGGCGGCACAAUUCAAAGCCUUCUUUGACGCCACACAUGAGAUAUGGGCUAGCCAGGCACUUGCUGGAAAGCCUGCCGGAAUCUUCUGGAGCACCGGCUUCCAUGGGGGUGGUCAGGAACUUACUGCAUUGACAGCCAUAACACAGUUAGCACAUCAUGGCAUGGUUUUUGUUCCAUUGGGAUAUACCUUCGGAAGUGGUAUGUUUGAGAUGAAUGAGGUGAAGGGUGGAUCCUCUUACGGUUCAGGCACUUAUGCAGCAGAUGGAUCGCGUCAACCCACAAACCUUGAACUUCAGCAAGCCUUCCAUCAGGGUAAGUAUGUUGCUGAAAUCACUACCAAGCUGAAGAACAGUAACUAA
Fraxinus pennsylvanica is the source of this 618-nucleotide messenger RNA. Lineage: Eukaryota; Viridiplantae; Streptophyta; Magnoliopsida; Lamiales; Oleaceae. The record is from the annotation of a GenBank genome assembly.